AUGAUAUUUUUAUUUAUAUAUUUUAAUUUUUAAGAAACACUUUCAUAAUUUUAAAAAUAUAUUGAAUUAUUUGCAUCGUUGUUAGAGAAUGAGACAAUAUUGGAGGACAAAGUAUAGAAUCAAUAUUAACAAGACAAUUGAAUUAUAUGGAAGAGGUAGCAAGAAUGAUGAGUCUAGACUAGCAAACCUAAAUAUUCUGGUGUCACAAAAUUUGAGUAGGGUGACAUAAAGGCUCAGUAUUUUUGAUCAUGCUUAUCGACCAGUUUUGCUGUAAUAAAAUAAUGGCAUCAAUAAAAGAAUAUCAUAAAUGAAUAAAAUAUAUAUUUGUAUAUGAACAAGUGAUUCAGAGCAUUAUUAAGUCAUAAAUCUUCGCUUUUGAAAAUAAACUGCGAAGACCAAAAUCAUUAAUAAAAAGAAAUAUUAAUGUAUAUAUGUCUUUAUAAUAUAUAAGAACCAAGUAUUACGCAUUUCAACCAUGCUCUAUGAUGGAUAUUUGUCCAAAAUAUGUCAGAGUUAUUUUGAGGAAAUAAAGUCUUCAUAAUAAACCUGAAUAAGUCAUCAAAUGA
Molecule: messenger RNA, 566 nt
Organism: Paramecium octaurelia
Lineage: Eukaryota; Ciliophora; Oligohymenophorea; Peniculida; Parameciidae
Source: the annotation of a GenBank genome assembly